Molecule: messenger RNA, 753 nt
Organism: Venustampulla echinocandica
Lineage: Eukaryota; Fungi; Ascomycota; Leotiomycetes; Helotiales; Pleuroascaceae
Product: EF-hand protein
Exons: 2
Coding region: 1-753 (250 amino acids)
Biological process (GO): spindle pole body duplication
Cellular component (GO): half bridge of spindle pole body; mitotic spindle pole body
Molecular function (GO): microtubule binding; calcium ion binding
Source: RefSeq, a predicted model, not a curated record
AUGGCCUCAGCAGCACCCCAACCACACUCCGCCUUCCCCACGAGGCCCUACUCCAGCACAUUACACGGCAAACUCCCUGAAAGAAAUGCGCCGGGCAUCUUCGGCGCAUCAUCUACACGGGAAACGGCGCGUUUAGAACGAGAGCGACAGGAGCGCGAGCGCGCACAUCGAGAAGCCCAAGCUACAACACAAGCAGCAGUUCAGGGCGGGGCGGGGCCUUCGAAUCCAUUGAACAGUAUCACGGACGAGCAACGCGAGGAAAUAAAUGAAGCCUUCGGACUAUUCGACCUCGAUAAAGACCAGCGAAUCGACUACCACGAAUUCAAAGUCGCGCUCAAAGCUUUAGGAUUCGACCUCCCCAAGCCCGAAAUCCUCGACCUCCUCAGACAAUAUGGCACCUCUCCAGAUACGGCCGCGCAGCAGCCGCCGACUUCCUCACGCCACCCACACCAAGCCCAGCCUUCGCAGCAGCCGGCAAACCCAGGCCGGUUGCACCUUACACUCCAGGCGUUCCAGACCAUUGCGGCGAGUUUGAUAGCCCAGAGAGACCCGAGGGAUGAGAUCCUAAGGGCGUUCGCGCUCUUUGAUACGGAGGAUAAGGGUAUUAUUAGUAUUGAGGAUUUAAGGAGGGUGGCUAGGGAGUUGGGCGAGGGGCUUGAGGAGGAUGAGUUGGUGGCUAUGAUUGAAGAAUUUGAUUUGGAAGGCAAAGGGGGAGUGGGGAGGGAGGAGUUUAUAGGGAUUUGUAUGGGUUGA